UAACAUGAUAAACAAAUUAUCUCUACUACGAUAACAUAAUACAUUAUACAUACAGUUCAUACUUUGUAGAGUUCAAGAUGGCUGCUUCAUUUCGUUAUGCGCGCCAGUACAUUGGCCCAGUAAAGGCUGUAAUAUUGGAUUGGAGUGGUACUACGGCUGACAAAUAUGUCCUAGCUCCUGCAGUUGUUUUUGUUGAUGUUUUUAAGAAACAUGGCGUACCUAUCUCAAUGUUGGAGGCACGGGAACCGAUGGGACUUAGGAAGGAUCUACACAUCAAGGCUUUGACGGAAAUUCCAGAUAUUCGACAACGUUGGAAAGAAAUAAAGGGGCAGGAACCGACACAAAACGACGUAGAUAAAAUGUUUGCAGAUUUUGUGCCAAUGCAAUUAGCAUGCCUUCGUACGUAUACAGACCUACUUCCAGGUACAACAACUGCAGUGAAACAAUUGAGGGACAAUUUCAAAGUAAAAAUUGGACACACUACUGGUUUCUUAAGUUCCAUGGUUGAAGUCUUGUUGGAGGAUGCCAAAAAACAAGGAUAUGUACCAGAUGCAUCGGUCUCUGGAGAUGACGUCAUUAACGGGGCACGUCCUAAGCCUCACAUGGUCUAUAAAAAUAUGGAUUUACUUGACGUGAGUACGAUCCAGUCGGUUGUAAAAGUUGACGAUACGGUUUCUGGAGUUGGGGAAGCCCUUGAAGCUGGAUGUUGGGGUGUUGGUGUUGCUAAAUAUAGUAACUAUAUGGAUAUUAAUAGUUUAGAAGAUGCCGAUAAAAUGACACCGGAGGAGGAAUUAAGAAAAAUUCAGAAGUCUCGUGAGAUAUUACGAAAGUCUGGUGCGCAUUAUGUAAUUGACAGCAUUGUGGAUUUACCGGAAGUUGUAGAAGAAAUUAACCAGAGACUAAAGCAUGGAGAAAAACCGUAACUUAUGUGAAUGACCAAUGUUAUAUAAAUGACAUCUCAAAACUUGACAACAAUUGAUGGUGAUUUCCCAUGGUAAAAUCACUAUUUAUUUUGAUAUUGUUAUUGUAAAAAUAUCACUACUGUUACAAAAAUAAUACCUUCAA
Messenger RNA from Mytilus trossulus (common blue mussel), 1065 nucleotides. Its product is annotated as phosphonoacetaldehyde hydrolase-like. Gene Ontology annotation, molecular function: phosphonoacetaldehyde hydrolase activity. The transcript has a single exon. Lineage: Eukaryota; Metazoa; Mollusca; Bivalvia; Mytilida; Mytilidae. The record is from RefSeq and is a predicted model, not a curated record. The coding region runs from base 78 to 923 and encodes 281 amino acids. Gene Ontology annotation, biological process: organic phosphonate catabolic process.